Messenger RNA from Dioszegia hungarica, 2109 nucleotides. RefSeq names its product putative oxidoreductase. The record is from RefSeq and is a predicted model, not a curated record. The transcript has a single exon. Bases 1 to 2109 code for a protein of 702 amino acids. Gene Ontology annotation, molecular function: nucleotide binding. NCBI's taxonomy places the organism in Eukaryota, Fungi, Basidiomycota, Tremellomycetes, Tremellales, Bulleribasidiaceae.
AUGCCCGCUCCGGCUCGUGUCAUCCUCGUCGGCGUCGCCGGUUUCGGCGCUAGCCACCUCACCAAUCUCCGCCGCUUGGCCAGUACAGGACACGCUCAAAUCGUCGGUCUCGUCGAUCCCUCCCUCCACGCCCAAUCCCUCUCUGACCCUUCUUACACCCCUCCCGACGACGCCCCCCUCUUCCCCACUCUCAGCUCCGCCCUCUCCUCGUCCGGCCAAGUAGACAUCGUCGUCCUCUGCGUGCCUAUACACCUGCACGCGCCCCUCACUCGCGAGGCUCUACUUUCCGGCGCGGAUGUCCUGCUGGAGAAGCCCCCAUUCGCGCGGAUGGCGGAUUUCGAGGCCAUCCUGCAGCUCCAAGCUGAAACGGGGCGGAAAGUGCAGGUCGGGUUUCAGAGCCUUGGCUCCCUAGUCCUCCCACACCUCUUACCAGGCGGAGAGAUCCCUAUAGGGCGUACACUGUCAGUGAGGGCAAAAGGGACAUGGCUACGGCGGGAAGGGUACUGGAAUCGCGCACCCUGGGUCGGCCGGCGCAGCCUCGGCGAGACGGACACGAUGGAUGGGGUAGCUACCAACGCGCUCGCUCACGCCGUUAUCACCUCACUUCAAAUCGCCGGUAUGCACCUCGCGGAGGACGUCGCGCAGGUCGAGCUGGAGAUGUAUCGCGCCAACCCGGUCGACGUGGAUGACACGACCAGCCUCCGGGUCACUCCCUCUCGGUCAGGAGAUGGGGGUGGGGAUGGUGCGAGGGUGACAGCGGCGCUGACGCUGUGCGCGGCGGAGCAGACGUGGCCGACGAUCGAUAUAGUCGGGGAAGGGGGCACGGCGACGUUCGAGUACGUCACGGGGACGUUGAGGUGGAAGGGGGAGGAACGGACGUACGACCGGGUCGACCUGCUCCAGAACCUGAUCGAGCACCGGUGGGACGAAACGGGGACGCCUUUACUCUGUCCCCUGAGGUCGACGGGAGCGUUCAUGCGCGUCCUCGAAGCGGUCCGGACCGCUCCCGAACCGGUCCAUAUCCAGCGGAAAUACGUGGACGUCCGAGGGGAAGGCAGCGACGCGCACCACGUCGUACAGGACGUGGAGAAAUGGGUGGAAGCAGCAGCGGACGCCGAGGCGCUCUUCUCAGAGGUUGGCGCGCCUUGGGCAUUCGCGGGCCGGGAUAAAGUCCUCGCGAACGCGAUACUGGGCGGACGGACCAUCCUGGAGAUUCAGGACGGGGGGAGCAUUCUCCCUACCUCUUCCCCUCGACCAUACAUACAUCCUAUACGUACCCUCUCCGGCGUAGAGGUCUCGGCCACCCAUCCGGCGGACCACGACUGGCAUUGCGGCCUCGGAUUCGCGGUGCCCGACGUGGACGGGUGUAGUUUCUGGGGAGGAGGGACGUAUGUUCACGGAAAGGGCUACGUGGAUCUGGAGAAUCACGGGCGGAUGACGACGGAGCGGGUCGAGUACCUCCCCUCCUCCUCCGGCUCGGCGCCGAAUCCGAGCGGGAUCGAGCAGACUAUACUAUGGACAAACCACCUCGGCCAUUCCCCCCUGCGCGAGCUUCGAUCCCUCCGGUGGUCCCUCCUUCCCCACUGCGGCAGCGGCGGCGGCGACGGCGGCAUCUCAGGCUGGGUUUUAUCGUACCGCACCACCCUCACCGCCCUCGCCGGCCCCGUCUCCCUCGGCAGUCCAGGAACCAACGGCCGACCGGGAGGUGGAUACGGCGGUUUCUUCUGGCGAUUACCGCGGUGCUCGGACGUCCAGCUUUUGGGGGCGGGCGGGAAAGAGGGGGAAGAGGAGGUACAUGGUCAAAAGGCGGAUUGGAUCUCGUGGUCUGCGGUGUUUGAGGGGAGACCGGGAGCGGUGGGUGAGGCGACAAUUGUGAUUGUGCCGGAGGAUGAAGAGACGGGGAGGGAUCGGUGGGUUGUUAGGAGGGAGACGUAUCCCGGCAUAGGGUCGGCGGUGGCUUGGGAGGAGAGGACGGAGAUUGCAGAUGGAAGGGAAUUGAGUAGGGGGUUCAGGGUGGCGGUGGUGGAUGGCAGGAUGGAGAGGGACGAGGUGGAGAAGGUCGUAGAGGUGCUGAGGGAGAGCACAUCAAAGGGUCGCUCAUCUAGUUGA